CACCCUUUAUAUGACUACCAUAUUCAAAAAUUCGAGACACGUAUUACAACCGGUGCGUUGUCUAUUAAUUAUUACGAAUUAAUUUAAAGAUAUGUCAGGAAUUUGUAAACAAGUAUUACGAACAUUAAAAGCAGGCGCUGUUAAUUCUUUAGUUAUUGGAAUUAUUAUUAAUAGUUCGAAUGUAAGAACAUUCGAUGCUACACAAACGAGAUUUAAUAAUGGCGAACGUGCUGUUUGGACGUUUACGUUACGAGAUUCCGAAGAAGAUUUUAUAAACGUAACUGUGUGGGGUACAGUAGAAUAUGUUAAAAAAUUAGUAACCGCUUUUCAUAUAGGUUCAAUAGUUGAAGUGAUAAAUGCAAAAAUAUUAGCUCGACAUAUUGAGGACAAAGACGAAAUUUUUGUACCUUUUGUAUCAAUUCCAUAUAAAUUAAUAGUGAACGAAGGUGUUGCACUAAUACAGAACCAUUAUGCACCUGUUCAUGAUACCUAUGAAAAAUUAUUAACAAUACCAACUAAAAGCGCUGAACGUUUGCAAACAUUGAAAAGUAUAUUAGAACAAAUAGAAAAUUUAUGCGAUCAAUACGUCGACAUUUUGGUUGUGGUCACGUUCGUCAGCGGAGAACGUAAUAUAACCACUCGAGAUGGUAGAACAUUAAAAUGUCGUAAUUUCGAAGCUACGGAUGGAACCAGCGAGUCACCAAUAGUUUUUAUACUUUGGGAAAACGAAUGGAUUGAAAGAGGAGCUACAUGGCAGCCUAAAUACACCGUUCUUUUUCUAGCCGACGCUCGUAUCAUGUUUGAUAAAUUUAAAAAGAAAACCGUCAUAAGUAUAGUUAGAAAGACAUUGAUCACAGAGAAUCCGAAUAUACCGGAGACAGAACUCGUAAGGAAAGCAGUAGAUCACUUUGGUCGAGAUAUUUUUUCUGCCGAUCCUUUUGCAGUACCUAAUCCCGAUACGAUUGUCACGGUGAUGACUAUAGAAGAAAUUUCGGAAAAAAUAAAUCAAGCAGCUAUCGUAGAAGAUGGAAGAUUACAAUUUGCAACAAUUUUGAAAGCGAUGGUAACUGAUAUGAAUUUGGAUGACACUAAUCCUGGUUUAAUAUCAACGAGAUGUGCUUUGUGUAAAAAAUUAAUUCUUAAAAAUAACGACUCUUGUAUGAAUUUGGAUUGUCCAUGUGGCAACGGUACUCGUCCACCAUUUAAUGCAAUAACUAUUAACGUGAAAGUUAAUUUAAAAGACGAUACUGGAUAUCUAAUCGGUUGUAGAUUAAGUGGAGAAAUUGCGGAAUGUAUUUUGGGUUGCACAGCUAAUGAAUUUCAGGCUAUGACAGUAGCUCAACGAGCCGAUUUAAAAUGGAUGUAUGUUAUGGAAAAAUGUGACGUACGUUUGCACGUGUUGGGACCAACGUCUCUCUUUCCUCGUGCUUUGUAUAAUAUUUUAUCAAUGCGGCCAACUGCCAAAGAAGAUAAAGAACUGAAUCAACCGGAUAAAACUUCUAACAUUUAAAAGGAUAAUGUUAAGAAAUAUAAAUAUGACAAU
Polistes canadensis is the source of this 1543-nucleotide messenger RNA. It is a transcript of the gene hdm, whose product is annotated as meiosis-specific with OB domain-containing protein. Gene Ontology annotation, biological process: resolution of meiotic recombination intermediates. The record is from RefSeq and is a predicted model, not a curated record. The transcript has 8 exons. The coding region runs from base 92 to 1510 and encodes 472 amino acids. Gene Ontology annotation, molecular function: single-stranded DNA binding; single-stranded DNA 3'-5' DNA exonuclease activity. Lineage: Eukaryota; Metazoa; Arthropoda; Insecta; Hymenoptera; Vespidae.